Messenger RNA from Puma concolor (puma), 1044 nucleotides. The record is from RefSeq and is a predicted model, not a curated record. Lineage: Eukaryota; Metazoa; Chordata; Mammalia; Carnivora; Felidae.
AUGAGGAAAUUGAGAAUCAGUGACAACGGCAGCUUUCAGCUGUACAGCAGGCAGUUCAUCUCCUUUAAUGCUCACACACCCCUCACAGGGAUUAGUGUUCCCAUUUCACACAUGAGGAAACUGAGGUUUAAAGAAAGUACGUUGCCCACGGCCAUGGCAAAUAAGGAGCAGAGGCGGGAUGAAGAACUAAGAAGCAAAUCCAAGAUCUGUGCCAAUGUGUUUUGUGGAGCUGGCCGGGAAUGUGCAGUCACAGAGAAGGGAGAGCCCACCUGCCUCUGCAUUGAGCAAUGCAAACCUCACAAGAGGCCUGUGUGCGGCAGCAAUGGCAAGACCUACCUCAACCACUGUGAGUUACAUCGAGACGCCUGCCUCACUGGAUCCAAAAUCCAGGUUGAUUAUGAUGGACACUGCAAAGAGAAGAAAUCUGUAAGUCCAUCUGCCAGCCCAGUUGUUUGCUAUCAGUCCAACCGGGAUGAGCUCCGGCGUCGCAUCAUCCAGUGGCUGGAAGCAGAGAUCAUUCCAGAUGGCUGGUUCUCUAAAGGCAGCAACUACAGUGAAAUCCUAGACAAGUACUUUAAGAACGUUGAUAAUGGUGACUCUCGCUUGGACUCCAGUGAGUUACUGAAAUUUGUGGAGCAGAAUGAAACUGCCAUCAACAUCACUACUUAUGCCGACCAGGAGAACAACAAGCUGCUUAGAGGACUCUGUGUUGAUGCUCUCAUUGAACUGUCUGACGAAAAUGCUGACUGGAAACUCAGCUUCCAAGAGUUCCUCAAGUGCCUCAACCCGACCUUCAAUCCUCCAGAGAGGAAGUGUGCCCUGGAGGAUGAGACAUAUGCAGAUGGAGCAGAGACCGAGGUGGACUGUAACCGUUGUGUCUGUGCCUGUGGAAACUGGGUCUGCACAGCCAUGACCUGUGAUGGAAAGAAUCAGAAGGGGGCCCAGGCCCAGACAGAGGAGGAGAUGACCAGAUAUGUCCAGGAGCUCCAGAAGCACCAGGAAACAGCUGAAAAGACCAAAAAAGUGAGCACCAAAGAGAUCUAA